Messenger RNA from Chionomys nivalis (European snow vole), 629 nucleotides. Its product is annotated as myosin light polypeptide 6-like. The transcript has a single exon. The coding region runs from base 146 to 493 and encodes 115 amino acids. Gene Ontology annotation, molecular function: structural constituent of muscle. NCBI's taxonomy places the organism in Eukaryota, Metazoa, Chordata, Mammalia, Rodentia, Cricetidae. Gene Ontology annotation, cellular component: myosin II complex. The record is from RefSeq and is a predicted model, not a curated record.
AUUACUGCCUGAAAAGGUCCUGCAGAGCUGAGCAGCCAAGAUGUGUGACUUCACCGAGGACCAGACCGCAGAGUUCAAGGAGGCUUUCCAGCUGUUUGACUGAACAGGUGAUGGCAAGAUCCUGUACAGCCAAUGUGGGGACGUGAUGAGCCCUGGGCCAGAAUCCUACCAACGCGAGGUGCUCAAGGUCCUGGGGAACCCCAAGAGCGAUGAGAUGAAUGUGGAGGUGCUGGACUUCGAGCACUUCCUGCCCAUGCUGCAGACUGUGGCCAAGAACAAGGACCAGGGAACUUAUGAGGACUAUGUCGAAGGCCUUUGUGUGUUCGACAAGGAAGGGAAUGGUACCGUCAUGGGUGCUGAAAUCCAGCAUGUCCUCGUCACACUGGGAGAGAAGAUGACAGAGGAGGAAGUGGAGAUGCUGGUGGUGGGUCAUGAGGAGAGCAACGGUUGUAACAACUAUGAAGAGCUUGUCCGGAUGGUGCUGAACGGCUGAGGACACUUCCAGAUCCCGAGCCUGUGCCUUGCCCAGUGUGGGAUCUCCUGUGGCCCCUCCUAGGCUCCCUUGUCACAGCACCUUGCCAUCUGGUCUCUUCUGGAUGUCUGUCUUCACCAAAUAAAAUUCUCUCUUU